AUGGCGGCUGCCCGGAAUGUGUGUGUCUCUUGGACACAGGGCUGUCUGUGGGCGUGGGUCUGUCUGCGCGAGGGGGAGGGGAAGACCGAUGUUUCCGCGGGGUGGGGCGAUAAGCGGCAGGCAGCGAUAGUGGAGCCGGAGGCCUGGCAGAGGCGUGGUGAAGCCGGCCUGGUGUUGAUCCGGGGCUGCUGCUGCCUCUUCUCUGUCUGGCCUGCGCUGUCUUCACCAACACACCCCCCCACACCCUCCCACACCCCCUCCGCACCCACACACACCAUGUUCGCCACACACGCCCUCAGAAGAACCACCGCCGCAGCCCGUGCCGCCCCCUCUCCCGCCAGACACGCGUCCACCACCGCCACCCCCGUCGACACCACCCCCUCCUCCACCUCCUCCUCCUCCUCCACCCCCGCCCCCAGGUACGUCCAGCUCCACCACCGCCGCGUCUCCAACACCUGGAACAUCCCCAAGAAGGACCUCUUUCUCGACAUGCUCUUUGCCGCCCACGGCCCGCUCCUCGAGCCUGUCAAGGCUCACGUCGCCGACAGACUCUUCAACUCCCCGCUCUCCCGCAUCUACGUCACCACCCACGGCCACAUCAGGGUCUCCCGCCCCCCAACCACCGUCACCGACGACCUGGCCCGCUUCCGGGCCCUCCGCUCCAAAUCCCGCCACCCCAACCACCACGUCUUCUUCUCCACAACCCCUCUACCUGCCCCUGCCUCCUCCUCCUCCUCCUCCUCCAUCUUUACCCACAGUGCUGUUUCCGGUCUCCCCUUGGAGAACAACGCCCUGCUCAACCUCCCUCAUUCCCUGCUGCUGAGCCUACGUCCCUUCUGCUGUCCGGCACAACCUGGUGCUGAGUCGUACCGCGACGACCGUAUUGUUGUGCGCAAGUUGCAAAUCGAGCAGAACGACGCCGCCGUCGCGACCGUCGCGACGGCCGCUGCCAAGCGCGCUAAGCGCGCCAAAGGCGCGAAGGACGCCAAAGGCGCGCGAAAAAGCGUUUAGCGCCCUUCGGCCGCGGCCGCCGGUUCGGCUCAUUGACUGAUUGCUGGCUCAGAUAGUUGUAUAAAAGAUAUUACAUAGACACAGAUAGGCAAAGAUGGGUAGUAGCAGCCCCUGCAUGUGCGAAAGCGGCGUAGGGCUCGUGCACGGGAUUGUGGUCCCGACACAGACUCAGACACAGACAGGGUGGUGGAGGACGGAGUGGGUGGUGGACGGAGUGAGUGGAGGAGGUUGGGGGGAGGGGAUGUGGUGUAUUGUGGUAUUGUGGUAGAUGUAGUUGAGAGGGUAGUGGGUGGAGUGGGGGAUUAGGGAGGAGGUUGGUUGACCACACAUGUAGCUGCAAAGGUGGAGGUCGUCUGUGCAGCGCACACGGUAUAUAAA
Messenger RNA from Pichia membranifaciens NRRL Y-2026, 1389 nucleotides. RefSeq lists its product as hypothetical. The transcript has a single exon. Bases 1 to 1011 code for a protein of 336 amino acids. The record is from RefSeq and is a predicted model, not a curated record. NCBI's taxonomy places the organism in Eukaryota, Fungi, Ascomycota, Pichiomycetes, Pichiales, Pichiaceae.